AUCAUUGAACAGUCCAAACUAAAAACUGUCACUACCCUCUCUCUCUCUUCGCGGAUUAACAUACUGCAAUCACACACAGGCAUAGUUUCGUGCAUUGUAUGAAAGUUGCUCCCAGAAUAAUACAAACUUUUAACAAACUAUUUAAUUGGAAAUGCUGGAAUGUGUUUCAGUCAGACCCUCCACUCCCAACACCAACGCUUCUAUUCCCACACCUUCCAAUUCUCAAGGGAACUCCACGGAGGUAGAAGAAUCAGAAGAAGGAGAAGAAGAAGAUGAAGAAGAUGAAGACGCUUCCACCGCAAGCCUAAACGUUUCGACCGAAUUCCUCCGCGCCGUGCAGGCCCCCUCCUACAACGAGAUCCGCUCCAUCAUCCAAGCCCCUCCGCCGGUCCACCACCCCCACGACGAAGACUCACACCACCGCUACCUCCUAUCUCAGCUCCUCCAACCUGACUCCAACAGCGUUCGUGAAGCCCUCGCCAAGUCCAAACCUACCAGCAAACUCACGCGUCUCGUCUCCACCUACUUCGACCACAGCGAAACCACCUCUGACUUCUGUCUCCGCCUCCUCCUCACCAUCCUCCGCGCGCGCGACCUAUACGCGCCACUCUCCCGCCUCCUCUCCGUCCUCCCCGCCGAUGGGCCGCCGCUCUCCCAGGCCCAGUGCGACCGCGCCUACGACCUCUUCCUCCAAUUCGACAGCCAGGAGAACCCCUUCGUGCUCUCCCACCUCCACCAGCUCCGCGACAGCUUCUCCCACCUGAAGGGCGACAUCCAGCGCGAUCUCCGCAGGUGCCACUCUCGAAUCCGUAUGUUUCGCCACGCCACCGCCGGGUGCGCCGUUAUUUCCGUCGCCGUAAUUGCCGCCGUCGCCGUCGUCGCCGUCCAUGCGGCAAUAGGUUUCACUGCCGUAGCCGCGACGCCGUUUUGUGUUCCCCGGCAGAAGAGGAGGGAGCUUGCGAGGUUGAAGCAGCUUGAGGCUGCGGAGAAUGGAACUCUUGUGGUGAAUGACAUCAACACCAUUGAUAGCCUAGUUGAUCGGCUUCAAACCGCGGUGGAAGCUGAUAAGGCUUUCGUUCGGAUUGCGUUGGAGAGGGGAAGGGAGAGGCAUCCCAUUCAGCAGGUGCUUAAAGAGCUUACAAAGAACCAACCGGUUUUGGAGCAUUUGCUUGGGGAUCUUGAGCAACAUAUAUACUUUUGCUUUUACAGUGUUAACAAGGCCAGAUAUGCCCUUCUCAAAGAGAUAUGCAAUCAUCAAAAUCUAUAGUUAGUUCCUUUUGAGUUUUUAUAUCACAGUCUUAGUCACAGUUUUGUUGCUGUCAUGGUAUUGUGCGAAAUUGCAGUCGAAUUUUGUUGGCAUGACUGUAAUGGCGUCAUCGAGACACCACAAAUCUUGAUGUUUCAAUCGAAAUCGUUGAUUCGGACUAA
This is a messenger RNA of Vigna angularis (adzuki bean), 1428 nucleotides long. Its product is annotated as UPF0496 protein At3g19330. The coding region runs from base 152 to 1267 and encodes 371 amino acids. NCBI's taxonomy places the organism in Eukaryota, Viridiplantae, Streptophyta, Magnoliopsida, Fabales, Fabaceae. The record is from RefSeq and is a predicted model, not a curated record. The transcript is spliced from 2 exons.